AUCUGCGCGCUGUAUUGUGGGAAGGCGGAGGCCUAGACAGAGAGGUGCAGCAGCAGCAGUGAUACACACGUGUGUUUAUAGCUUUAUUUGCUCAUCAGUAAUAUUCACAUCAGUGCGUGAUGGGGCAGGAGGAUCUGAUGAGCGCGGCGGAGGACGUGACGGAUCAGUUCUUGCGGGUAACGAAGCAUUAUCUGCCUCACCUGGCGCGUUUGUGUCUGAUCAGCACGUUUCUGGAGGACGGCAUACGCAUGUGGUUUCAGUGGAACGAGCAGCGGGAUUACAUCGAGGCCACGUGGAGCUGCGGAUAUUUCCUCGCCACAUGUUUCGUGCUGCUCAAUCUCAUUGGACAGAUCGGUGGAUGUGUCCUUGUUCUCAGUAGAAAUUUCGUGCAGUAUGCGUGCUUUGGAUUAUUCGGCAUAAUCGCACUACAGACCGUCGCCUACAGUAUUCUCUGGGAUCUUAAAUUCCUCAUGAGAAAUAUGGCUCUUGGUGGCGGGUUGUUGCUGCUGUUGGCGGAGUCGCGCUCGGAGGGGAAGAGCAUGUUUGCGGGCGUGCCAUCUGUGGGCGAGAGUUCUCCUAAACAGUACAUGCAGCUUGGCGGGCGAGUUCUGCUGGUGUUGAUGUUCAUGACGCUGCUACACUUUGAUUCCAGCUUCUUCUCUAUUCUUCAGAACAUGGUCGGAACGGCCCUCAUCAUCCUGGUGGCCGUCGGCUUCAAGACCAAACUGGCGGCGCUCACCCUGGUUCUGUGGCUUCUCGCCGUCAACGUUUACUUCAACGCCUUCUGGACGGUCCCGGCGUACAAGCCCAUGCACGACUUCCUGAAGUAUGACUUCUUCCAGACCACAUCGGUCAUCGGAGGUCUGCUGCUCGUGGUCGCUCUCGGGCCAGGCGGUGUGUCUAUGGACGAGAAGAAGAAGGAGUGGUGAGACGAACGCGUCCAACCGCGACUGUCGUUCAAAUCACAGCCCAGGACGCAAAGCCCAGCAGCGCUCCCGAGUUACCCCCAUCCGUCUGCGUCACACUUGUUCCUCUGUGUCUGUUACGUGCAAUGUUAAAUACUGGAGUUUUAUUUACCUUUUAUGUGUCCCUAUGUUGCAGCAGUUCAGGAGAUUACAACAAAAAUGUAAUAAACGGUCUGUGAUUAUACAUUAUACAUUAUGACAUCACAGAACAAGCAUCAAAACAGGGUUUCUGUGUCAAAGUGCAAUGGAGAGAUAUAGAUGUUAAAUAUGCGAACGUGACCCAUUGAUUGGCUGCCGAAAUGAAGGUCGGGGACUGUGGCUCCUCCUCUUUGGUACAUCAAGCUCAGCGACUUCUGUGGUUCUUCCUCCCUGUUCAUCAUCAUCAUCACCAUCAUCGUCAUUCAGGACUGCGUUUGGCUAAGCGGACGUUAGCCGGUCAGUUUGGCGAUGCGAUCUUCAGUGGGCAGGUGUUGAUGUUUUGGAGAGCCUAAUGCACGAGACGGUUGAUGUGCAGCGGAACCAUCAUUCGGACUUUCUGUACACGUCUCGGGCUCAAACCCGAGUUGGUCGUUUGUCUCGGAUCACGGCAGUAAACGGGAACGUUUAGUGUAUGUGAACGAAAUUCCAUUGUUUUACAAAUCUACGCAGACUGAACAGAUUUUGUAUACUUCAACCUGAAUUAUUGUCUUGCUCAGUGUUUUUUGUUGAUUCUAAAAUAAUAAUAACUCGAUAUAUUGAUUUUUCAGAAGUUUAUAUUGUAUUUUUGACUGUUUUCAGAUCAUGGCGGAGAAAUAAAAAGCAAAACAAGUGACGAAUUGUGUCGCAGCAUUGCAUCCCAAU
This is a messenger RNA of Xyrauchen texanus (razorback sucker), 1805 nucleotides long. RefSeq names its product surfeit locus protein 4. The transcript is spliced from 6 exons. The coding region runs from base 120 to 929 and encodes 269 amino acids. Lineage: Eukaryota; Metazoa; Chordata; Actinopteri; Cypriniformes; Catostomidae. The record is from RefSeq and is a predicted model, not a curated record. Gene Ontology annotation, cellular component: membrane; endoplasmic reticulum-Golgi intermediate compartment; endoplasmic reticulum. Gene Ontology annotation, biological process: Golgi organization.